This is a messenger RNA of Ostrinia furnacalis (Asian corn borer), 1471 nucleotides long. RefSeq names its product NACHT, LRR and PYD domains-containing protein 14-like. Bases 20 to 1471 code for a protein of 483 amino acids. Gene Ontology annotation, molecular function: protein binding. The transcript is spliced from 2 exons. The record is from RefSeq and is a predicted model, not a curated record. NCBI's taxonomy places the organism in Eukaryota, Metazoa, Arthropoda, Insecta, Lepidoptera, Crambidae.
ACUCAUCUUUUCUAUCGCAAUGGAUAACCCUCCAAAAGACAAGGCAAGCAACACCGAGGACAUGGAGAGCGACAACCACCCUAGUCCCAUGGACUUCGACGUCUACCUUCCGUAUGCUUGCAGCCAGCUGCAGGUGGAAGCCGUUAUCGUUGUGACCAAAGUGGUUCAGCAGGAAUAUGUUAGCAUCAGUGCCAUGUCAGAGAAAUCUAAAUCGAAACAAAAAGGCAAGCAACCAAAGAUGCCGUCUCACCAGGAUCUCGAUUCCGACCAGGAACGAGAUGAGAAGAGCGUCUCCCCUUCAGUGGAAGACGAGGAAAAUGUGAUCAACAUACUAGCGGUAUACGAUGCCAACGACAACCUGGUGCAAUUGAAGUUCGACAAGAACAAGAACAUACCUAGAACAGUGCUCAGAAUCAUCGGUCUCAUCAUACAAUACCAAAUUUACUUGACCACCCUUUGCAUCAACAAGGGUAUGGACCAAUACACCAUUUAUGAGAUUUGCAGGUUCCUCCCGCUCUCGCAUUUGACUGAUAUAUGCCUUGACAGCUGUUUCCUCAAAGAAGCUAACUACCACAUGCUUUUGGAAAAGCAGAACUGCAUCAGGCAACUGUCUUUGGCCAGAUGCAGUAUCUCUGAUGAAGUGGUUCAGACUUUAGCUGAAUUGUUGGUGUAUCCUCUACCAGCUUCAAAGUCACUGUCAAUUCUGAAUCUGUCAUCUAAUAGAUUAACUGAUUUGGGUGCAAAAUACCUAUCAGAGGCUUUGCGGUCAAAUAGGCAGCUGAGCUAUUUAAAUCUGGCCGAUAAUAUGAUAUCAGAUGCUGGGGCAGACGAAGUACUGAACACGCUUGUGAAUUUUCCACUCUCUUUCAACGAAUUGCUAUCAUCGAGGUCUAGGCACAUGGCGUAUUUAAAGGAGAAGAGUGAACUAGUGAUCCGUAUUGCCAGAGAGUUAAGAACGGGGGACUUUGAUAGAAGACUGAUGAAGCGUAAGUCUGUUAAACCUCCACCGUUAGCGAAAAAGCCCAAAGGCGUAGAAAAGGAGCCUUCUUUGAAGUCUGUGGUAGAAUCUAAGAGCACGACAAACAUGGAUGCGGCUUUCUUAGAUAAGGCGACGAUAAUGGCUGAAAACACGUUGGGAGAAUUCAAAGACCCGUUCAACAAAGCCAACACGUUCGUCCAAGAUGGCAUUGUUUAUAGCUACGGUAACAACGCUUUGAGCUACUUGAACUUGUCGUACAACAACUUGAGUUAUACAUCUGUGAAGAAGUUGGCGAAAGUUUUGGCGUACCAGAAAAAGGUGGAUAAGAAACCCAGAGGGUUGGUUAACGUGUCUAUCGAGGGUAACUUUCUGCCGGUGUAUUGUAGAGAGUUGGCGCAUAUUGACCAAAUAUUGGACGUUGGCCUCUCGUCCCACCAGCGAAGGGUGUCGUCCCACAAAAAGCGUCCACAAUCCAAACCAAGCGCCAAGUAA